CGUGAAUGAUCUUCACUGGCGGGAAGUCUCCAGCACCAAUGCUAAGAGCAUGAUCUGGCUGCUCCAGUUUCUCUCGCUUCUCUCCGGCCUUGGCCCAGGGAACACAGUUUCACAAACCCAAGCACCCCCAUUGCUGGUGGACGGGGUGCUGGGGGAGUCGGUAACUUUCCCCCUGAAGUUUUCUGCAAAAGAAGAGAUCCAGUCCAUCACCUGGCUUCAUAAUAGAACAUCUAUCAUCUUCAUACCAAAAGAUGCAGCACAAAGCCAGGUGACUGAUCCAAAACGGAAAGAUCGACUGAAAGUCAUCCAGUCCUCCUCCUUGCAGAUCAACAACCUGACAAUGGCAGACAGCGGACCUUACCGUGCCCAGAUAUCCACAGCAACCUCCGUAGAGAUGUAUGAUUACAAUCUGUCGAUCUUCAGACGACUGAGGAACUUACAAGUGGCUAAUCACACUCAACUCUUUGAGAAUGGGAGCUGUGAGAUCCAACUGACCUGCUCUGUGGAGAAUCCAAAUGACCAUGCCUCGUUCAGGUGGCAGGUCGCAGGAAACACAAUCCUGGAGGAAGCAAACCUCACUAUCUUUUGGGAGCCCAAGGAUUCCAGUGAAGAGACAUACACUUGCAUAGCUAAGAAUCCUGUCAGCAAUUUAUCCUUCUCUUUCUCUGUCCAAAGUCUCUGCAAAGGUGUUUUUAACGAAAAAAGUCAACUCUCGGUUAUCCUAUGUAGUAUACUAGUGCCUUCUUUGAUCUGCAUCGUUGUGUCCUUAAUUGUUUGGAAGAAGAAAAAAGUAGCAGGUUCCUUACACUUUUCUACUCAGCAAACCCAGAGUCCUGCAGAGGCCCCGAGGGGCCCCUCAGGGAAUGAGCCAGCCCGUCCAGAGAACACUGUGUACGCUCAGGUCACUCAUCCAAACACGAAAACGGAAAUCCCAAUACCUAUGAAAAAUAAUGAUUCCUCUACAAUUUACUCCACAAUUUGUCAACCCAAACAGCCCAUUCCUUCCAGGGCAACUGUUCUUGACAACAUCGUCUAAGUUGCUGAAAUGUCUCAAAGGAAUUCAGGAAUGACACAUCUUCUCCUGAUCCCAUGGGAGACAACAGAGCAUGAUUUCUGCCUGGAAACAGAAUUUGAAUAUCUAGGAUGAUCACGUCCAGUCCUUCAGACUUGAACCUGCUUACCAAGGUCAAACACCAGUUAACUGCCACGGCUCCAAAGUGGAAACCAUUCCCACCUGCCAUGAUAUUUUGAACUUAAUUUAAAAAAUCAAUUUGUGCCCUAAUUGGUUUGGCUCAGUGGAUAGAGCGUCGGCCUGCGGACUCAAA
This is a messenger RNA of Myotis myotis, 1325 nucleotides long. RefSeq names its product SLAM family member 6 (gene SLAMF6). Gene Ontology annotation, cellular component: external side of plasma membrane. The record is from RefSeq and is a predicted model, not a curated record. Bases 50 to 1036 code for a protein of 328 amino acids. The transcript is spliced from 8 exons. Lineage: Eukaryota; Metazoa; Chordata; Mammalia; Chiroptera; Vespertilionidae. Gene Ontology annotation, biological process: positive regulation of type II interferon production; T cell activation; T-helper 17 cell lineage commitment.